GUCUGUAAACAGUGUUCCAAUCCGGGACCGCGGCUCUGACCUCCUUUUGGUCGACCCGGUUCUUCGUCAAGCGGGCUUCAAAAACAAGCUUCGAUGGAACAAAACAAGAAUUGGCAUUGAACUUGAGUUGAAAGAAGAGCAACACUUGGAACUGAGACGCUCAGGAAGAAAGAUGGGUUUUUCUUCUAUCAAGACUGCUAUCUGCAUUGCAUUUUGGGCAAGCAUUUUAACGUUGUCUUAUGCAACAACUGAAACAGCAGAAAAUCUGACUGAGACAGAAGAUGCAGAAUUCCGUCAAGGCGGAAUUGCACAGCAACUGAUGUCCAGUUAUCCUAUGGCAGGUGGAAUGUAUGGAAACACUGGGGGAUACCAGUACAUGGCUAAUUCUGGCAGUACAGGAGGAGGAUAUGCCAACAUGCUGAGAAACCUCUACAGACCACCUUCAUUUGGUUUGACUGAUAAAGUACGUCACUGGGUAAAAUCAUUUAUGAAUAGAAGACAAUAUGUGAAGCCCUAUUACACACCAUCAAUGUCUGGAAUGUCUUAUGCCACAGAUGAGUUUGGAUCCAAGCCAAUGCUCAUUGGUGGAAACAGCUAUAAGGCAAUUUCAGUCCCUCUACGCCAGCUCCAGAAAUAUUACAAGCCAUACUAUGCAACUGCUGAUGGUAGUAAUACACAAUAUCUGCAAUCUAGCCCUAAUGCAGCAGCUGCAAAUGCAUUUGCCAGUUACAAUCCAAGUAUGGCAUCACAAUUAGGUUCCAGCAGUGGAUUAUAUGCUAGUGAAAGUGCUAGUCCAGGACAUUUCACUGGAGGUAGCAGUGGUCUUUACAGUGCUCCCUCAGAAAGCAGUAGUAGCUUAUUUGGAACAAGUGGAAGUUCAAGUAGUGGUAUAUAUUCUUCAGGAAACAGUCCAACUGGUAGCUUUUUCUCACAAGGAAGUAAUCCCAACAGCGGAAUAUUCAGCUCAGGUGGAUCUAGUUCCAUUUUUUCUUCAAGUGAUGGCUCUAAUCGUGGAUUAUUCAGUAGUGCAGGUCUUGGAUCUAGUGGCCUCUAUGGUUCCGGUGGUAGUCCUAGCAGUGGACUUUUCCAUGGAUCUAGCAGUUCAAAUGGCAAUGUUUACUCUUUGGAUGGUAGCAGUGGUGGGCUUUAUGGUUCUGAUAGCAGCAAUAACUUCUAUAGUGCUAACAGUGGAAAUGCCGGCUAUGGUUCCAGUGCAGCUGCAAGUAGCCUCCUAGGAUUAAGUUCAGGAUCCAACAGUGGAAGUUUUGGUGAUCUGUAUGCAAGUGGAGCUAGUCCAGCUGCUAGUAUUUACAAUCCCGGGUCUAAUGAACAUGGAAGAGGAUAUGCAAGCUCCAAUAAUAAAAAGGCUACAUAUGGUUCAAGCAGCAGUGCUCUUUACAUGUCAUCUGGAGAACGAAAUGCAGAUUCAUAUGGAUCUAAAUCGGCCAAAGAAACCAUAAAUAGCUUCAAUGUAGAUUCAAUACGAAGCAGUCAAUCUGAGCCAUCAUAUUCAGUUUCAUUCCAACCAGCACAGUCAAAAUCAUACAGCGCUCCUUAUGAUAAUUCUGGUUUCCAGCCAGUUUCCUUUUCAUCUGAUGAUGGAAGCUCAUCAUCAUUUCAGGAAAAAAGUUCUUAAAUAAGACUAGCACAUCUCCAAUAAACUCUCUUCAAAAAUGGUGAAUGAACCAACAGUCAAAUAAAGCUCAAUUUGCUCUGAUGUAUAAUACACAAGAAGCAGUGGUCCAAUACUCACUUAUUAAUGUUGGUGAUGAAAGCUUUGUAAAGGGGCCCCAAUGAGUUGCUGGCGCACAAUAACUGUGAAAAUGUGCAAAUAAUAUUUCCAAUGCAUAAUUCUUUUUAAUAAUUAUAAAUUUGUCAGCUGGUCUGACAAUAUUUUGCAGAACUAUGAAACUUUAGUAAAUCUGACUUUUAGACGGAUUCUGUGAAAGUGCACGUUUUUCAUUCCUUGAAAAUAUUCAAUGCAAUAGUAUUUGCAUAUUAUGAAAUUUGAUCUUAAUUUAUCUAAAUCAUUAUUAUUUAUUUAUAAAGAAUAGGGACAUUUCUUUUUCAGUAUUUUAUUAAAAGUUACAUUAAAAAGUUGAUGAUACUGCAUUUUUAAUAAUUAUUUUAAGAUUAUUAUUUGAUUAUCUGAUAACUAAGAAUAACAGAUGAAUGUGUUUCAUGCAAUCUCAGAGAAAAUUAAAUAUUUUAUCUUGCUGAAGUCACCCACAUUCCUAAGUUAUGCAUAUAAUAUUUCUUUUACUCAACUGAUAUUGUACUCAAACAAUUAUUUGGUUUAGAAGGAUCAUUUUACUGGAAUGUAUAGAAAACUGUUUAUUUAUUUAUUUUGUGUUGAUAACUUUUGUUGUGUGUGAGUGUACAUUUAUUUAAAUAAAACAUUCUUUAAAAAAUAAAA
Stegodyphus dumicola is the source of this 2416-nucleotide messenger RNA. RefSeq lists its product as uncharacterized. The record is from RefSeq and is a predicted model, not a curated record. Lineage: Eukaryota; Metazoa; Arthropoda; Arachnida; Araneae; Eresidae.